UCGACGCGACAUAAUCGCCUCAUCGUCUGUGCUCAUUCAUCGCAUUGUGCCAUACAACCCCAUAGAGCUAAUGCUCUAAUAGAGUCUUUAACUUGAAUCAUAAUGUCGACUUUGAGUCAUCACCCGUACGCGUUUUCCAUGCACCAUGGAAUGUUGCCGGAGUACGCCAGUGCCCCGCAGCCGCUGCCCGCAUCGUCGCCGCAGUCAGAGGGACACAUCAAGAGGCCAAUGAACGCCUUUAUGGUCUGGUCUCGACUCCAACGACGACAGAUAGCGAAAGACAAUCCGAAAAUGCACAACUCAGAGAUCUCGAAGCGCUUAGGUGCGGAAUGGAAACUGUUAACGGAGAUGCAGAAACGACCGUUCAUCGAUGAAGCUAAGAGGCUGAGAGCUCUACACAUGAAGGAGCACCCGAACUACAAGUACAGGCCGCGGAGGAAGCCGAAGCCGCCUACACAGGGAGGGGCCCCGGGCGCUGGAGCGUUCCCUAGCUUCCCGCUUCCGUACUUCGCUGGUCCAGCGCCGACCGUGGGACAUCUAGAUGCUUUGUCGUACCCGGCCGUGUCACCGUACUUCCCGCAUCAGUUGGACCACCUGCAGUUCUCUAAACUGAUGGCUCCAUCGCCGGACAAGUUGCCGACGGUGUCGUCGUCGGCCGCGGCCGUCGUGUCGUCAUUCUACUCAUCCCUGUACACAUCGCCAGCAGCGCCACCAAAGCCUUUUUCGUCUCCCCUGUUCCACCAAUACGGGGCGGCGCCCUCCUCACCGGUGUCUCCACAGACGCCGAUGCAGCACAGCCCUCAUGACGACCAGCUGCGAAGGCCGGUGUCUGUCAUAUAUUGAAGACCAACCUGCCUUCCUUAAAGGAUUGGUUUCCUUUGAGGUUGCGCGUUAAAGAGGAUCAACUGCAUUUAGUGCUAUCUAUGGACAGUGAUAUAAGUCAAGUCGUAUGAACAUUAUUUAUUGAUUCUAGUUUUAGUUGAAUGGAGUGCAUCUCAUAUCAAGUGACUUGUAAAUAUUUCGAGAGUUUACCGUAGGCCGCCUGCUCCCGGAUUGUUUAACUGUGAUUGUUAUUUUCGAUGCAUCUUUAGAUGUUUAAGGUAAAGUAGAUUAUUUUAUAAGUGUUUCUAUAUUUAGUUGAAUAGUCAAGACAUGUAAUUAUGAUUCCUGAUUUUGUUUCUCGUCACUAAAUACGUCAGUUUGUUGAGUUUGAUUGUUUCAUUUGUACCUUCAGUCGUAGGGUUAUCUUGGCUUUACUUUUAGAAGUCUGUAACUUAUUUAUUGACUCCGAAUGUAGAAGUAAUUGUAUAAUGUAAAUUAGUCGUCUAAAUUGUAAGUUAUUAGUGCAUUUAAAAUGUAAAUAUUAUUAGGAACGAAUGUAUUAUAGCAAAUGAAAAAAGAAAAUUUGUUAAUGCCAUAAA
Pectinophora gossypiella (pink bollworm) is the source of this 1421-nucleotide messenger RNA. Its product is annotated as SOX domain-containing protein dichaete-like. Gene Ontology annotation, biological process: regulation of DNA-templated transcription; anatomical structure morphogenesis; cell differentiation. The transcript has a single exon. The coding region runs from base 103 to 843 and encodes 246 amino acids. The record is from RefSeq and is a predicted model, not a curated record. Gene Ontology annotation, molecular function: RNA polymerase II cis-regulatory region sequence-specific DNA binding; DNA-binding transcription factor activity, RNA polymerase II-specific. NCBI's taxonomy places the organism in Eukaryota, Metazoa, Arthropoda, Insecta, Lepidoptera, Gelechiidae.